Messenger RNA from Protobothrops mucrosquamatus (brown spotted pit viper), 1165 nucleotides. RefSeq names its product neurexophilin 3 (gene NXPH3). Gene Ontology annotation, molecular function: signaling receptor binding. The coding region runs from base 1 to 801 and encodes 266 amino acids. The transcript has 2 exons. The record is from RefSeq and is a predicted model, not a curated record. NCBI's taxonomy places the organism in Eukaryota, Metazoa, Chordata, Lepidosauria, Squamata, Viperidae.
AUGCAGCUGACUCGGUGCUGUUUCAUAUUUCUUAUCCAGGGGAGCAUCUAUCUUCUGGUAAUCUGUGGCCAAGAUGAGGCAACAGAAGAGGAAGAAGAAGAAAAUGGAAAAUCCUCCAAAACUCAACAAAGAUCCCGAGUGCAAAAGAAAAAAGCCCAAGUCUCCCUAAAGUCCUCUGUAACCCCAUCUUACUUCCAGAAUACAACUCUCUUAGAAUUGGUCUCCAGUAAUGCACCAGAAUUUUGGAAUAUCCUAGAUAGUUUGUCCAAGCAGGGACAAAGCAAACAACCUCGUGGAAGAAGAGAUUCCCUCACCAAUCCUAGUCAGUUCAAAAAAAUAUUUGGGUGGGGUGAUUUCUACUCCAACAUCAAGACAGUAAAACUCAACCUCUUAAUUACAGGCAAAGUGGUUGAUCAUGGGAAUGGCACAGUCAAUGUGUUCUUUCGUCAUAACUCCACUGGCCAAGGGAACAUCUCAGUCAGCUUGGUACCACCAAACAAAGCAGUUGAGUUUGAUCUUGAGCAGCAAAUCUUCAUAGAGGCAAAAGAAUCAAAGAUCUUCAACUGCCGGGUGGAGUCUGAGAAGGUGAGCAAAUCGAAGAAGACUACUCUGUGCACUUAUGACCCUUCUAAAACCUGCUUCCUGAACCACACACAGAGUCAGGUCUCUUGGGUUUGCUCCAAGCCAUUCAAAGUUAUCUGUAUCUACAUAACCUUCUACAGCAUAGAUUACAGACUUGUGCAAAAAGUGUGUCCUGACUACAACUACCACAACAAUGUUCCUUAUUACCCCUCUGGGUGAUGACAUACCUCUUUUGAAUGUAAAGCAACUCAUGUCUCAAAUGUCACUUGAUUGAGGACUGGGGAAGGAAAAUAGACUAUGAAAAGAUUGAAACAUGCCUCACCAAUGCCAGGCAUACACCCGGCUUCUACUAAGAGACAUUGAGUUUGGAAAAGAGAUUGAGAGGACAUGAAUGGACGUAUCAUCCUUGAAACACUUUACCCUUUCAUGUAUACAUUUAGCCAAAAUAUUUCAGUGCUUAUGGUGGAAAGCCCACACUGCGCUUUCAUUUCAUCAUUGUUAUUUAAAAGUGAUGUAAUCCAUCAGGGGUACUACUGUUGAGGUUGUAUCUGUCAACAGCCACAUUUGGGGGAAGUAAUCUGUA